GCAACAUCCCUAUCCCCCUACGAUAUAUAGAUUGAUCAACGCCACGAGAGCGAGAGGAUCCUAUACAAGAAAGGGAUGGCCGCGGCGGCGGCGGCGAUUGCUGCGAGGCUCGGCGCGUGCGGCCGGGCGCUGCUCCUGCGAACGCCUUUGCCCCGCCUCGCCCAGUACAGGACAUGCACGCCGGAGCAGAUGAGAGCCGCCGCAGCCCGUGCCGCGCAAAUCAACAUGACCAAGGAGCAGCUCUUCGACAUGGUCCAUGGCCUUGUUAGUAGCACCCACGAUGUUCCCCACAAGAAGGACCCGCGCAACUUGCUGCUCAUGCAGCAACUCUCCUCGCAGAUCAAGCCUAGACCCAAGGACCCUGUCUGGCGGGUCUGCCGACGCACCGAAAGAUGCAAUACUUUCUUCAAGUUUCUGGGGGUGGCUACUUCUGGCAUUUUGGGCGUAACUGGCAUCCAUGCCUUGCUCUCAAAAGUAGACCCGCAACCAAAUAAGUCGGUUGCUGACUGGUGGAAUAAAGUUACCAGCUAGCUGGAUCGACCAUCUUGCCGACAUAUCUUCGACAAAAAUAUCAGGCUGAAUAUGUGUAUUUCAAGUCUACGGAAUAAAUAUGUUGGUGAUCGCCAAGUGGACUAGCUUUGAGGUUUAUAGUAGUAAUUAGCUUACCUAGUAGGUUUAUGAAAGGACUGUCCAUCUUUUAUCGGUUCCUAAGCCCUAUAUUUGCAUGGUUCCUACCAGCUGUAACAAGUUGAACGUAUU
Triticum aestivum (bread wheat) is the source of this 759-nucleotide messenger RNA. RefSeq lists its product as uncharacterized. The transcript has 2 exons. Lineage: Eukaryota; Viridiplantae; Streptophyta; Magnoliopsida; Poales; Poaceae. The record is from RefSeq and is a predicted model, not a curated record. The coding region runs from base 76 to 531 and encodes 151 amino acids.